UCCAGGAGCCCCCGGGGCCGUCGGUCUUGUCUUGGCUCUGAAAGUGAAAACAAACUUCGUUGCUGCCCGUUUCAGUGGGGAAACCGCGUGUUUCGUUUCCCUUUUGUUUCCGCAGGAGAGUCGCUGCCGCCGCUGCUGGGAGACAGGAAGGUUUUUCCCCUCCAGCCUGAAUUCCUGAUCCUGCCUUGAGACGCUCAUUCCGCCUCUGCUCUGCCAUGUGGGGCUGCGAGGAGGAGGGGAUUUCUUGGUGAAGCCCUUUCUGCAAGAAGAGAGGCAUGGAGGAAGCUGGGGCUGGGGGCAAGGAGGAGGAGGAGGAGGAGAAGGAGCCCAAGGGGAGCCCAAGGCCCCCCAAGGGCGGAGCGGAGGCGCCCUGGGCAAGCCGGGCCGCCAUGGACCACUCCUUGCGCUCCCAGGGGCUGCACCGCAAGGCAGUGGCUAAGGACGGGUCCUGCCUCUUCCGAGCCGUCGCCGAGCAGGUUUUCCACUCUCAGUCUCAGCAUCUUGACAUUCGGAUGGCCUGUAUAAACUAUCUGAAGAAGAACCGAGAGCAGUUUGAAGCUUUUAUAGAGGGAUCGUUUGAAGAAUAUUUGAAGAAUCUAGAAAAUCCACAGGAAUGGGUUGGACAAGUGGAAAUAAGUGCCCUUUCUCUAAUGUACAAAAAAGAUUUUAUAAUAUAUCAGGAACCAAAUACCACUCCUUCGCAUGUAACUCAAAAUGGCUUUCCUGACAAGGUACUGCUGUGUUUUUCAAAUGGCAGUCAUUAUGAUAUUGCCUAUCCUGUACAAUAUACAGUUCAUGCCGCCCUUUGCCAAUCUAUUCUCUAUGAAUUACUGUAUGAGAAAGUAUUUGAGAUCGACAUGAGUAACAUACUAGAAGAACUUUGCUCUCCUGCUGGGACAAAGGAUGUCGGCGGGAACAGUGAAGCAUCCGAAUCAGAGGAUGAAGAUGCAGAAAGUGAAUUGGAUGCAACAAGUCAUGCAAAUGGGAUGAAGCCACUUGUGGGGAAGAAGCAUGCUAACAAAGACAGGAAAGCAAACUCCAUUGCCUUGCCUAGGAACGUUCUUAGGGCACUCAACCCAUCCAUUUACCAAAACAUUGAAUAUGAAGACUGGCGGCAGUCAAAACGAGAUCAGCAAAAACAAGAUUUUUCCAUUGCUGCUGGUAUGCAGUACUCAGUUGGGGAUAAAUGUAAAGUACGGUUAGAACAUAAUGGAAGGUUUUAUAACGCUCACAUCCAAGAAGUCCAGUCAGCAAGCGGGCCAGUAGUUGUCUUUGUGGAAGAGCUUGGUGUUAAGUACUCGGUGUCUCUGAAGAACCUUAAACCACUUCCUCAGACACCUCCUGUCGAAAACUGGAAUGUUGUUGCAGGGAAGAAGAUGAAAAAACUGUCUCCAGUGCAUGGGCAGAACAACCAGAUGGAUGCAGACUACAAAGGAUCAAGGAAUCCAAACAGGCCAAUCAAACCCGUAUCAGCUCUGCCUCCUCGACUCCAGGGGUCAAGACAGCAUCACCUGUCCUCUCUCAGCAUGCAGUCCCAGCAGUCUUCUCAUGAGCGGAAAACUCCAGACAGAAAUCCCUCCCAGUAUGUUAGAAAGCCUGAAAGAGUACGUUCAGAGAGAACUGAAGACUCUACAAAUAGGGACGGUAGCUAUUGGGGCCUUUCUCCAGAGGAACAUAAAGAGAAACAGGCUGCAGAAGAAAUGUCCUCACUUCAUGAAAUUCAGUUCCAGGAUGAAGAAGCCUUUCCUGCCCUUUCGAACUCAUCCAUGUCUCAAGUAGCUCCUCAGACUACUAAAGACUCUACAUGGAGAAAAUCCCAAGUUCCUAAUGGGCGGAGAACCAGCAGUCUGGAAAAAGAAAAGGAGGUGGGACAGUACACUGAAGCAAAGGAAGAAAAAGAGUCUAAACCCAGACAGAUCCCCUUAGAGCAGAAGGUUGAAUCAAAAAUAUCAAAGAUCAAUGGGGAAAAUGUUGAAGAUGCAGGUGCAUCUCCUCUCUCUAGUCAGGAAGAUUCACAGUCUCCAUCUCUUGAACAGGAGCACUUGCCGGGCGCGACUCCUCCCCUACCUUCAGCCUUUCCAGAAAUGCAUUUGCCUCCUACAGUGCCUUCUAUACCAACCAUUGUGCCAUCUUGGCAAAGUGAAUCAACGACUUGUGGAGUAGCAGGUGUUUUGCCUCAAACAUCUCUGCCAUCAGUGAUACCAACUCCACCCACUGGACUAGAUUCCACUCUGCCCCCAGUUCAUGUGGCCUCCAGCCCAGUUGGUGGGAUUCCAGUACCACUUCAAGCAGUUAACCAGCCAUUAAUGCCUAUGCCUCAAACACUGAAUCCUUACCAGGACCCACUGUAUCCUGGGUUCCCACUGAACGAAAAGGGUGAACGAGUGAUGGUCCCUCCCUUCUCCGUGUGCUGCACAGGGGAGGAUCUCCCAAAUGAUAAAAAUAUCCUCAGAUUUUUCUUCAAUCUUGGUGUAAAGGCAUAUAGUUGUCCCAUGUGGGUCCCACACUCGUAUUUGUACCCUCUACAUCAGGCUUACAUAACUGCCUGCAGAAUGUAUACAAAAGUGCCAAUGGCAGUGUAUUCUCACAACCCUUGGAUGCAAGAGUUACCUUUGGCUCAGAAUGGGAAUGAAGCUUCACGCAUGGAGGGAUACUUUCCAUUGCAGGGUGAAGUGGGAAUAAAUGGCCAGAGUUCACAAACUGAUACCCUGUCUCCACCUAUGCCCAUCUUCAUACCUACUGCUCAAGUGCCUGAAAGCCAUGGACUUGUCUGUGUAGAGUCUGAGAAUCCCACACAUCCACUGCAUGUUGAAUACGAUGAGUCAUUAGGAGGCAAAAACAUAUUCCCAGAGACUCCAUUUGGCCAGAAUCCAUUUUUAGGACCUGUUCCAGUCUUCCCACCUGUUUGGUGUGGGUAUCCUGUUCAGGGCUACGUUGAAAACUCUGCGGUGAGACAAGUUGCUGUACCAUCUCAAGAGAAGAGAGGUGAUGCUUUUCCUGAAGAGCACAGUUCUCCAAUUCCAGAGGCAGGUGACAAACCCCUUCCAAAAUCUAAGGAUGAAAGCAGUGCCCAGAGCCCACAUCUCCCUGAAAGGGUUGCAAAGAAUGAACGUAAUGCCGCAAGUAAAACCUCAGCUACAGUGCCUAGGGAGCAGCAAACUUCUGCUAUUCCAUCUUUCACACAAGCAAAAGCUGUACUCCAAAAGUAUUCCACUGGAACUCAGGAGAGCAAGAGGCAAAUGGCAGCAUCUCCAAAAACCGAAUUGAAAAGUGUGGCUCUUGACUGUAAAGAAAAGACUAACAUAGCCAGUGUUGCUGCUAAUGUGUCAACUGACUUGGAGGAAAAUAGGGUACCAAAGUCAAGGGAAGAGAGUUCUGAAGAUGAAUGUGAAGUAUCUGAUAUGCUUAAAAGUGGUCGCUCAAAACAAUUUUAUAAUCGAACUUUAGGGGGUGGAAGAAGACCUAGAAGUGAAUGGAGAUACCCUUCUGGGAGGGGUGGAUACCAGUAUCCACGAAAUGAGGAAUCCUGGAAAGGUCCUCUUCCCAGAAACAGAGAGGAAGGCUCCCAGUAUCAUCGCUAUUUUAGAGGGAGGCCAUAUCGGCAUGACAGAAGAAGAUCAAAUAUGGGAGAUGGCCAUCGUGGACAGCCAUUGUCUUAAGAAAAUCCAGUACAAUUCAAGCUUAAUGAAUACCUGUGUCAACAGCUAAAGUAUUUCCAAAUGAAUGCUUUUUCUGCUUUUUAAAAAAGAUCAGAAUGUCCUUUUCUGAUGGCCCUAUGGAAAUAGAUCCUCCCAAGUAUAUAACAUAUCAGCAACUAAAAACACUAAAUUUGGUGUAUUAAAUUUUUGCAGGAUAUGUAGCUCUUGUAUUUUAAACUUAUUGAAAGUAGUGUUUUUGUUUUGAGACUUCCUUUUCCCCCCAAGUACACAGCUUCAGUGAUAACAUGCAGCAACUGAGUAUUAUAGAUGACCACGAGGAAUGUUGUACCAAACAGAAUGUAUAUUGUAGCAUACUAUAUUUUUUGUCCUGACCAUUCUUCUCCUAUGAACACUCCAAAUGUGUUGGCUUUCACAUAUGGAGGGCACCAGAUAGGGAGAAAAUGGUCUAAACACCCACCUUCCUGGAUUGAAGGUUAUUUUUGAUGUGCUUCCAAUCCAGAGGCCUUUCAUCUCAAAUAUUGUUGAAACUUGAAUGUAAGAUUGCCUCUUCCUACUUCAAUGAAGACAUCAAAUAUGGCAGUUUCCCAUCUUGUGUCUUAGAUGAUUUCUAAUAUUUUAUUCUUAAGGGUGUAGCUUUUCUAAAAUUUUCUAAAGCUUUUCCUGAACCAGUCAAAGCAAUUAAGAGUAUCUGUGUGGAAUGUGGGUAGGAUCUUCAGUUCGUUUUUCCAGUCUUAACACUGGCGUAAUGUUGCCUAUGCCAACUGUGUAUGUAAGACAAAAGUAGAUGCUGUGCAUUUCUGAAAGUUUUGGAACUGUUACAAUAGAACUUUUAAUAUACUUUUGCACUGACAAAUCCCUGAACGCUUUCUAUGGGAGAGAGAUGCAUGAAAGAGAUUUAAAUUCCAUAUUUUAAAAGCAAAGUUUAUGCAGUGAGCUAUUACACAUUUUUUUGUUAUUAAGAAUCUUGAUUGUACUGUUUGUAAAAAAAUUUGCGGAAAUGUUAAAAGAGUUUGAUGACAUAUCCUAGAGUGAAAAAUUAUUUAACUUUACUUUUCAACCAAUCUGGUUGGUUUUAUCUGUCCUAUAGAGUAUUGCAAUGUGCACUUCAUGUUUAUUUCUCUGUAAAACUGAAUGUGUAUAUUUGUAUAUAUAUAAUUGGUGUACAAAAAGGUGGUGGUUACCCUUUUGUGUGUCCAAAAGAUUGUAUAACUUUUUGAUCAGGAGCUUUGAGUGAGACUUUAUUUACUUCAGAUGCAUGCUAUACAAUUAAAAAUGUUUGUCCUUUUUAAAGUA
Molecule: messenger RNA, 4952 nt
Organism: Anolis carolinensis (green anole)
Lineage: Eukaryota; Metazoa; Chordata; Lepidosauria; Squamata; Anolidae
Gene: otud4
Product: OTU deubiquitinase 4
Exons: 21
Coding region: 276-3659 (1127 amino acids)
Biological process (GO): negative regulation of interleukin-1-mediated signaling pathway; protein deubiquitination; negative regulation of toll-like receptor signaling pathway
Molecular function (GO): cysteine-type deubiquitinase activity; K63-linked deubiquitinase activity
Source: RefSeq, a predicted model, not a curated record